AUGGAGGCCUUUCAGUCAAUAAAUAGCAAGGGGAAUGCGGAGCCACGGAGGCUCGGGCUGAAGGAGGUAUACUGCGGUCGAAAUACUGAUCCUGGCACACCCAACAUAGACAUCGUUGCCAUCCACGGCUUGGACACGCACUCACCAAAAACAUGGGUGGCAUGGAAGAAGGACGGCGACCCUAAGUCUGGAGAAGUCCACUGGCUGCAAGAUCGCAGUAUGCUGCCUUCGGUUAUCCCAAGCGCUCGCAUCUUUACGUACGACUGGAACGCGAACUUCGACAAAGAUGCGGCUGCUCAAGGUUUGCUUGGCCAUGCCGACGGUUUACUGGAAAAGUUGCACAUCCGAAGAUCAAAGGACGCUAUUAAUCGACCCCUCAUUUUCGUUGCCUCCUGCUUUGGUGGCUUAUUACUUUCCAAGAAGGCGCUUCACCGGGCAUCGGAAGGCCACAGCAAGUACCAGAACAUCCUCAAGUCGACCGUCGGUAUUGCAUUUCUAGGAACACCCUUUCAAGGUAGUAAUAAAGGCUUUAUUACUUCUACGCAGCUGCGUCUCAAUAUUGCAAUAUCAUCAGGGGGGGAAACAGCCGACGAGUUGGUCAAGUAUCUGAACAACAACGACAGCGAACGUAAACAACUUGAUGAGGUUGUCCAGCAGUUCUGCGAAAUGGCCAAUAGCAAGAUGUUCAAGUUUCCAAUUAUAUGCUUUUACGAGACACGCCGAACGGACUUCAAGAAAGUUCUCAAAGAAUUAACACCUGAAUUUCGCAAGGCGCUUGGCAAGCAUGAUACGGGCAUCCUUGUUCCAGAAUACUCAGCUUGCCUUCAAGGCCAACCACGAUCUGAUUUGGCCGUCAGGCACGGAUUGUUAAACAAGUUUGCAGGGCCGGAGGACCCGGCUUUUGAGAUUGUAUCCUAUUACUUAAAAGAGUUCGCCGAAGAGGCACUGCAGCGGGGACCGGAUGCCUGGAUCCAAAACGAACACUAUCGAGACAAGCUCAACAUAGUGCGGCUCUCAGGCAACCAUCUGUCAAUGGACCAGUGCUACAUCAACCUCGCCAUUAUAGAAACAUCCAACGGAGAAGCGGAUCGCAUAGAGAAAGGAUCAGAUGGGGAAGACUUAACUCCACAGCACUCCCCGUUUUCGAUCCUCGCUCGACAGAAAGUUGAGACGCCAGACAAGACGACACAGGUUGAGUUGGCGACAUUAUUCAACGACCGCAAACGACCCCAAAGUAAAACGAUAAAACCAAGAAGAAUCUUGAUUCGAGGACGUGCCGGUGUUGGCAAGACGACCUUGUGCAAGAAGAUUGUCCACGAGUUUACCCGAGGCGCCUGGGGUGAGUGGACGAACAUCUUCGACCGCGUUCUUUGGGUGCCCCUAAGGAGCCUGAAACGAAAACCUGACAAUGGGUACCAUCUUGAGGGUCUGUUCCUCCGAGAUUUUUUCUCUAAUGCACCGAAUCGUGAAGCCCUCGCCAAACAACUUGAAGAGACAUUGCAUAUUACCAAGUUUGCUACAACCCUGUUUAUCCUGGAUGGCCUGGAUGAAGUUUCUGAGGGCAUGCGACCGAGCAACGAAAUGCACAAAUUUCUCAUAUUUCUCUUACAAAUUCCCAACGUUAUUAUUACAUCCCGGCCCAACGCUAGCCUUCCUUCUUGGAUCCGAGCUCCAGAUCUAGAAUUGGAAACGAUAGGAUUUUACCCAGACCAAGUGGAGGAGUAUAUCGAGAAGACCUUUACCGACUUUGCCGAUGCAAAAACGCCUGAAAUUGAUCAGGAAACAGUCGACAAGAUCCAGCUCUUCAUUCGAGAUCACUGGCUUCUCCAGGGUCUUAUUCGGAUCCCGAUUCAGCUUGAUGCGCUUUGUUAUACCUGGAAAGACUUGGAUCGGGGAAAUUUGCCCAAUACUAUGACGGGUAUAUAUGAAGCUAUCGUGCAAAGGUUAUGGAGGAAGGAUAUCGUGCGACUAGAGAGAUUGGACGAGAACUAUGUCGCAUCAGCCCAAGACGUCGAAAUCGAGGACGAGGUCGAGAAUGACAGCGCACGUCUUGAGUGUCUUGCCUUUAACGGUCUACACUGCGACAUUAUGGACUUCACACGAACUCAUCGAAACCAGAUAGCCAAGAAUUUGCCUGCCGCGUCGCAUUUGAUCAAAUUGUCGCUCGACGAGACUCUUGCACAACUCUCUUUCAUGCGAACAUCAGACCCAUCAUCAAUGUCCGAGGACCGAAAUUACCACUUUAUACAUCUGACUUUUCAAGAGUACUUCGCGGCAAGGUAUUUUGUGCGACAGUGGAAGAAUAAUGGACAACUCCAGUGUCUUGCAUUGGGCAGUAAGUACACGGAGACAAUGCCGACCGGUCCCACAGAGUUUCUUCGGAAACACAAGUAUACAGCACGGUACGACAUCUUUUGGCGUUUUGUUGCCGGCUUGCUUGAUAUCAGAAGCAACGUCGGGCCAGGACAGGAUAUACAACGCUUUUUCCGGAUGAUCGAGGACGAACCGCUUGAUCUUUUGGGUCCUACCCAUCAACGACUGGUUAUGCAUUGCUUGAGCGAAAUAUCGGGUAGCGUACCAAUGCGGGAGAACCUAGAACAGAGGUCGCCCGAGUGGUUGCGAAUGAGGGAGGACUUGGAACAAAAGCUGUCCGAGUGGCUGCUUUUCGAGUGCGACUUUAAGGGGAGUGCGCAGCUAGCAAGCGAAAUGGAGUUUCCCGAGAGAGCGUUGGAUGCUGCCUUACUAGAGGGGUCUGAUCAUGCUCAGAAAACAAUUUUACAGUCGCUAACUGGGCGACCGGCCAUACCUGACAAGAUCCUCACGGCGGUGGCGGCACGGCUCAACGACAAGGAUAGGUACGUGAGAGGCGCCGCGAUUAAAGCCUUAGUAGGUCAGCGACGGGCCCUGCCGGACAAGACAUGGAUCCUCACAGCGGUACUGGCACGGCUUAACGAUGAGGACAGCUACGUGCGAGUCGCUAUUAUUAAGGCGUUAGAUCAGCGUCCGGCCCUACCUCACGAGAUCCUCACGGCGGUGGCGGCACGGUUUAACGACGAGGAGUGGUAUGUACGACAAGCCGCUGUUAUAGUUCUAGGUGGGCGACCGGCCUUACCUGAGAAGGUUCUUCUAGAGGUAGUAGCACGGCUUAGCGAUAAAAAAAGAGACGUGCGAAGCGCGGCUAUUACAGCCUUAGGUCAGCAACUAGCCCUAUUUAACGAGACAUGGAUUCUUAUGGCGGUAAUAGCACGGCUUAAAGAUAGGGAGUGGUACGUGCGAGUUGCCGCUAUUAAAGUCUUAGGUGAACAACUGGCCCUACCUAAAAAGAUUCUUAUGAUAGUAGUAGCACGGCUUACCGACGAUAAUCGGGAUGUACGAGACGCUGCUGUUGAAGCUUUAAGUAGGCGACAAGCUUUACCUAAUAAGAUUCUUACAGCGGUAACAGCACAACUUAAUAACGAGAAGUGGUAUAUACGACACGCCGCUGUUAUAGUCUUAGGUAGGCAACUAGCCCUACCUAAUAAAAUUCUCAUAGCAGUAACAGCACGACUUAAAGACAAGGAGUGGGAUGUGCGAUACGCCGCUGUUGAAGCUUUAGGUGGGCGACCGGCCUUACCUGAUAAGAUUUUUUUAGCAGUAGCAGCACGGCUUAAUGACGAGAAGUGGGAUGUGCGAUACGCCGCUGUUAUAGCCUUAGGUGGGCGACCAGCUCUGCCUGAUGAGGUUUUUAUAGCGGUAACAGCACGACUUGAUGACGAGGAUAAAAACGUGCGGCGCGCCGCUAUUAUAACUUUAGGUGGGCGACCGGCCCUGCCUAAUAAUAUUCUCACGGCAAUAACAGCACGAAUUAAUGACGCGGAGGGGGACGUGCAGCAGGCUACUAUUAUUACUUUAGGUGGGCGACCGGGCCUGCCUUAUGAGAUUCUCACGAUAAUAGCGGCACGGCUUGAUAGUAAAAAUGGGGACGCACGACGCACCGCCGUUGAAGCCUUAAGUCGGCAACCGGCCCUGCCUAAUAAGAUCCUCACGAUAGUAGCGGCACGGCUUAAUGACGAGGAUAGGGACGUGCGACGGGCCACUGUUGUAGCCUUGAGUCGGCAACCGGCCCUGCCUGAUAAGAUCCUCACGGUAAUAGCGGCACGGCUUGAUGACAAGGAUAGGUAUGUGCGAGGAGCUACAAUUACAGCCUUAAUAAGUCAACGACCGGCCCUGCCUGAUAAGAUUUUUAUAGCGGCAGCGGUACGGCUUAACGAUAAGGACAAGUAUAUACGGAUUGCUGUCGUUAAAGCUUUAGGUCAACAACCGGUUGUGCCUGACGAGAUUCUCACGGCAGUAGUGGCACUGUUCAGCGACGAGGACGAGGACGUGCGACGCGCCGCCGUCAAUGCCUUUCUCGAUAUACUGCAAAAGCACAGAAAAUUUAAUUGCUCCCUUCUCAACGGCCCUCAAGUCGCAUCUCUGUAUGAAAAUUUACUCUAUCGAAGCUUCGAGGAACAGUUGAGUUGGUACAGUGAGGAUAACAGCUCCUGCUUGAACAUGCCAGAGGGUAUCAGGAGAAUUUAUCAACAUGCCGACAUCAAGUCCAAGAUUAACAGGGCACGACCAAGAAACUUUCCGUCCACGCCGCAACAAUCGAUUUUUUAA
Metarhizium robertsii ARSEF 23 is the source of this 4641-nucleotide messenger RNA. RefSeq names its product nacht nucleoside triphosphatase. The transcript has 6 exons. NCBI's taxonomy places the organism in Eukaryota, Fungi, Ascomycota, Sordariomycetes, Hypocreales, Clavicipitaceae. The record is from RefSeq and is a predicted model, not a curated record. The coding region runs from base 1 to 4641 and encodes 1546 amino acids.